Ramularia collo-cygni is the source of this 1497-nucleotide messenger RNA. Its product is annotated as related to alpha-amylase A precursor. Gene Ontology annotation, biological process: carbohydrate catabolic process. The transcript has 6 exons. The coding region runs from base 1 to 1497 and encodes 498 amino acids. Gene Ontology annotation, molecular function: alpha-amylase activity; calcium ion binding. NCBI's taxonomy places the organism in Eukaryota, Fungi, Ascomycota, Dothideomycetes, Mycosphaerellales, Mycosphaerellaceae. The record is from RefSeq and is a predicted model, not a curated record.
AUGGCGCGACUUUCCAGCUUUGUGUACAUAUUUCUCUCGCUUUGGAGCCUCGGGAACUGUCUCAACUCGGCGGGAUGGAGAUCCCAGUCCAUUUAUCAGGUCUUGACCGAUCGGUUCGCCAGGACGGACGGCUCGACUUCAGGCUGCAGCAAUCUCAGUGAUUACUGUGGCGGAACGUGGAGAGGUCUCAUCAACAAGUUGGACUACAUUCAGGGCAUGGGAUUUACUGCCGUCUGGAUCUCGCCUGUUGUGAAGAACCCUAUCGGCCUCACAUCCAAUGGAAACAGUUACCACGGUUACUGGGCCCAAGAUGCAUACGCAGUGAACCCCAAAUUUGGCACCUCCGACGACCUUAAGAGUCUUUCUGCAGCGUUGCACCAGCGAGGAAUGUACCUGAUGGUUGAUGUUGUGCCGAAUCACAUGGGAUCGCUCAGCACUAAAGCCAACAUCGACUACGGUGGACUACAUCCUUUCAACAACAAGCGUUUCUACCACGACUCGUGUUCAAUCGACUACAACAAUGCCGACAGCAUCAAAUACUGCUGGGUUUCCAACAACGACGUUGCUCCGCUUCCCGACUUGAGGACCGAGGAUCAAGAGGUCCAGCAGAUGUGGAACACCUGGAUAUCACAGCUCGUGUCCAACUACUCCAUCGAUGGACUUCGUAUUGACACAGCCCAACAAGUCAACCAAGGCUUCUGGCCUGGAUUCCAGUCCGCUGCUGGUGGUAUCCACACUCUCGGAGAGGUGUUCAAUGGCAACCCCGAUGUCAUGUGCCCUUACCAGAAUUCCCUAUACGGACUGUUGAAUUACGGCACCUAUUACUGGAUUACACAGGCUUUCCAGAGUGCUAGUGGUAGUAUCGCCAAUCUGGCCAACGGGAUCAAUCAAAUGAAGCAAACUUGCAAGGACACCACGCUCCUUGGCAGCUUCAUCGAGAACCAUGACAACCCACGCUUCCCCAGCAAGACAUCCGACCAAUCUCAGAUCAAGAACGCCAUCGCAUUUACCAUCUUACAAGAUGGCAUUCCCAUCAUAUACCAAGGUCAAGAACACAAGUUCUCCGGAACCGACACUCCAGGCAACCGUGAAGCACUCUGGACCAGCAACUACAACAAAAACAGCGACCUAUACCUGCACAUCCAGAAACUCAACAAAAUCCGCUCUUGGGCGAUCCGACAAGAUAGCAACUACGCAGGCGGUUACAAAGCCUACCCAAUCUACAGCGACGGCCAAAAUAUCAUCAUGCGAAAGGGUUUCGGCGGUAAACAGAUUGUCAGCGUAUAUACCAAUAAAGGCGCCAAUGGAUCCGGAACCCUCACCAUCCAAGCUUCUAAUUCGGGUUUCACGGCUAAUCAACAAGUCACUGAAAUUAUUACUUGCUCUGCGAAGACGGCGGAUGGGAAUGGAAAUUUGGUGGUUUCUUACUCGCAGGGGUUACCUUCGGUUCUUUAUCCUACUGCUGCUUUGGCUGGUAGUGGAAUUUGCGGCAAGUAG